AUGCAAGGAUAUCAACGACAACUAAUCUUCUGCACUUUAUUCAUUAUAAUUACAUAUGCAACAACAACAAAGAUCAAUUACUUCGAGGCGAAGCCUCCUCUUGAUAUUGUUAAUGCUUCUUCUACAAUUUAUGAUACUCAUGUCGAAUUAUGGGCAAAUGUAACAGAAUGUCCAGAUCCAUCAUGUUCAUGUCAAGUGACUGUUGAUCCAGCAAAAGUUAAUGCACAACCUUUAGUUUUUUUUACAGUAAAGCCAGAUAUAGGCUCUGUGAAGAUUCUCAAUCUUGAACCGAAUACACAAUACAAAUUUACUUUAAUUUGUAAAGCCACUGAUAAUGAUGUCACUAAGUCAUAUGAUACUAAGACUGAUUUUGGUACUCCAUCAGCACCACAAAAUGUUAAACAAUCAUCAGUUCCCAAUGGUAUUCACGUAACUUGGUCAGCUCCAACAAUCGAGGGCUCAGUUACUAAGUAUAAAAUAACUAUUGAUAAUAAGUUAGUUGCGGAUGAUAUACCGAAAAAUCAAACUGUAUAUGAAGUACCUUCACAAUAUGGAGAUGGUGUUGAACAUACAAUUGCUGUUCAAGCUUGUUAUGAGAAUCUACAUGGUUUUGUUUCUUGUUCUGACUCAAACACAAUUAAAUUCACUUUUAUAACAACAACAAAACCAACACCAACACAAACACAAACACAAACACAAACACAAACACAAACACAAACACAAACACCAACACCACCAACAACUACAUCGACAGGCGCUCAUUCUUAUCCUACAUCUGUUUGCAUAAUUAUCUUUUCUCUUUUUCUUUUCAGUAAAAUGAAAUUUUAA
Rotaria sp. Silwood1 is the source of this 828-nucleotide messenger RNA. The record is from the annotation of a GenBank genome assembly. Lineage: Eukaryota; Metazoa; Rotifera; Eurotatoria; Philodinida; Philodinidae.